Messenger RNA from Saccostrea echinata, 3387 nucleotides. RefSeq lists its product as uncharacterized. The transcript has 10 exons. The record is from RefSeq and is a predicted model, not a curated record. Gene Ontology annotation, molecular function: monocarboxylic acid transmembrane transporter activity. Gene Ontology annotation, biological process: monocarboxylic acid transport; transmembrane transport. Bases 33 to 3311 code for a protein of 1092 amino acids. Lineage: Eukaryota; Metazoa; Mollusca; Bivalvia; Ostreida; Ostreidae.
GGAAUAUAGAUAAUGGCUGGGCAUGGGUGGUUAUGAUGGCGGCCUUCGGUAGCCAGUUUGUGACAGCGGUAUUGAGUUACGGUGUUGGUGUGUUGCACAACGCAUUUCUGAGUGAAUUUAAAGGAAACUUGACAAUUACAGCUCUGGUGGGAUCAAUAUUUGCAAGUCUUCUAAGUCUUUUAGGGCCUAUUGUGAGUUUUGUUAUCAACAAGUGGAGCUGUAGAGUGGCUGGCAUCAUUUCAGGAAUUUGCCUUUUUUCGGGACUGACAUUAAGCGUAUUUGCUCCAAAUCUAAUCACAUUAAUAUUCACCUUUGGAAUUGUUGCAGGCAGCGGGCUUGGAUUUAGUGCAAUAACUGCUGUUAUUGUAGUGGGAUAUUCCUUUGAGAAAUAUCGUGGAUUGGCUGUUGGUCUAAAUGUGGCAGGAGCAGGUCUUGGAAUGUUGGCUGGUGGUCCUUUAAUUCAGUUCCUGAUUGAUCAAUAUGGACUUAGAGGAGCAUUGCUAAUCCUGGGAGCCUUCGGAAGUCACAAUGUCGUGUUUGGUGCUUUGAUGAGGCCAACCGAAAUUGAAAUGUCGUACAAGAAUAAAGGAAAGACUUUACCAGAAAAGAGAAGUAGCAUGUGUAACUUUCGUUGUGAUAUUCUCAAGAAAAAAUCUUUUCUCUGUAUUCUUAUUUCUGCAUUCCUGUGGAAUAUACCUUACGCCAUUUUGUACCUUUACCUCCCCCGAUUUUCAGUUGUGAACGGUGCCACGGAAAUGGAGGCUGCCUCGUUGAUUACAAUGUUAGGACUUGGGAGCACUUUAAAUAGACUCCUAGCUGGACUGAUAUUAGGUCCAGGUGGAAUAGACCCUCUACUUCUCAACUUUGGUUUUCUUGGAAUAUUUGGUCUUACCACUGUCACUUUCCCAUUUUAUUGUACAAAUUACAUUGGGCAAAAUAUUUAUGCUUUUAUUUCUGGUAUAUAUAGCGGAGGAUUAAUUGUCUUGAUAAACCCUCUCUGUUUAGAGAUAGUUGGUAUCUCUCAACUGUCAACAGCUGUAGGGGUAUAUUUUACGUGGGCGGGGAUAGGUUGUAUAUUAGCAGGACCAUUUGCAGGUCUCUUGAUUGAGAAUGGCAUUACAUAUAAAGGCGUAUUUUUUCUGUCAGGUGCAAUGUGCCUUUUAGGCGCUUUUUCUACUCUGUGUGCAUCUCUAUGGUACAACACUAUAAAGCCAGAGGAGAAAGCUGCCUCCUUUGUGGACUUCAAAGAAAGCCGUUUUCUUUCCGGAUCAGCCUAUUUCUCUGGCUCCUUCACCGUUAUUGUUGAUGCUGAAAAUAGACAGAAAUUAAAGAAAAGCUCCGAAAGUGUUGCAAAAACAUCUAAUUGUAAUCCGAGCAUGGAAAGUCUCUUCAUGGAUACACAUUCACUGCAUGCAGUUAGAAAUCCCCAAAUCGCAGAUAGAGCAUCUACACUAAUACUGGAGAAUUUCACACCAAAGUCAAAAAGAAAAUGGCUGACACGUCCGGGUCAGAGUAUGGACCAAUCACAGGAAGGCUUACAGAUUCAGGAAAUUAGACUGCUACAUAUUGAUGAAUCGGGCAAAAUCUCCACCGACAACAAAUCAAUGGAAAUUAAAAUGGCCGAUAAAGAAUAUCCAGAUUCUACUUUGAUCAAAAGUAAACAUGAAGAGAAAACCAACAGAGAUUCCUUCAUAAAUCACGAGAAGAUCUUUUCGUCUGAUGUCGAUCGUGGAUGGGCUUUUGUGGUACUCGCGGCUUCCUUCUUUAGCAUGUUUGUUGCAGCAAUUCUUACAUAUGGUACCGGUGUAAUACAUGUUGGUUUACUGGAGAAAUUUCAAAAGGAUGCAGCUUUCACUUCUUUGAUAGGAUCUGUGUUCUUAAGCUUAUUAUCACUUAUGGGCCCGGCUGUAAGCUUUGUUGUUAACAGAUGGAGUUGCCGAGUCGGUACAAUAUUGGGAGGCCUCCUAGUUUGUAUUGGCAUCUCUUCUAGUUUUUUCGUGGAGAGACUUUCUGUUCUUAUUGUGACUUAUGGCGUCAUAGCAGGGUCUGGUAUGAGCUUCAUCGUUUUAGCACCAGUAAUAGUGAUAGGAUAUGCAUUUGAAAAAUACCGCGGGAUGGCUGUUGGAUUCGCCGUGAUGGGAGCUGGAUUUGGGAUGUUUGUUAGUGGGCCCUUAACACAAUUUCUUUUGGAUACUUUUGGUCUCCAAGGAGCAUUUCUAAUCCUAGGGGGUAUUGGAUUACAGUGUGUGUUUCUCGGCUCGCUAAUGAAACCAGCUCAGCUGGAAAAGAAACAUAAAAUUGAUAUACGUCGUGCUAGGUUAACAAAACAUGAAGAAACACAACCGAGUAGCAAGUGUAAAUUAAAUUGUGAACUUCUUCAUAAUAAGACAUUCAUUUUGAUAGUUCUGAGUGCGUUUUUAUGGAAUGCUGCUUAUUCCAUUAUCAGUGUUAAUCUCAGUAAUUAUGCGUACUCAAAGGGGGCAACAAAGCAAGAGGCGGCCUUCUUAUGGACAAUGGUGGGCAUUGGAAGCACCGUGAAUCGUUUUCUAGCUGGGUUAACAUUAGGACCAAAUGGCAUCGAUCCAUUGUUGUUAGAUUUCGGGUUUUUAGGUAUCAUUGGUAUUCUGACUCUGACGUUUCCGUUGUAUGCUAAUCUUUUUAGUGGUCAGUGUAUAUUUUCUUUAUUUUAUGGAAUCUAUAGUGGGGGUCUUGUUGUUUUAAUCAACCCUUUAUGUUUGGAGUUGGUUGGUUUACAACAGUUGCCACUGGCGGUAGGGUUUACGUAUUUCUCUGGCGGUGUUGGAUCUAUUAUUGGGCCUCCAUUUACAGGAUUGUUGGUGGAUGCCAUGAGCGACUAUUCCUUUGCAUUUUACCAGACAGGAGGACUGUUUUUACUAGCAGCUCUUUUAGUACUGAUAUCGUCACUUUGGAGGAGUGAAAAUGAAUUUUUGACAGCCGUGUCUUUAGUAAGUCUUAACAGUGCAAGACUUCUUUCGGGAUCGGCCUUCAUUUCCGGGUCGCUGUCCUUGAUAGUUGACCCUAUGAACAUUGCACGUGCAGAUUCUGAUUCAAUAUACAGUCAUCAGUCGUUUAGGAGAGCUUUAGAUAUCAGCAGUGACAAUGUGGCCAAAAUUUUACUUGAGAGAAAAUACCAAGGAAGAGACAGAACUGUCAGUGAGAACGAUGCUCAGUUUACAAAUAAGUACCGGAACAGCCCAAUCGUAUUUAACAAACGUACUGUCAGUGUUGAUCUAGGUGGAGAUAAAUCGAAGGAAAGAGUUAAUUCAAGCGAGAAUGGCAGUGUUCUAUGAUCUAGUAAAAGAAUUCGAUCCAUAUUAAUAUACAAUGCUGUUAUUUGUCUCUAAAGAAGAUCUUUUUAUUUUUAUA